Messenger RNA from Coregonus clupeaformis (lake whitefish), 1941 nucleotides. Its product is annotated as zinc finger protein 350-like. The record is from RefSeq and is a predicted model, not a curated record. Bases 39 to 1157 code for a protein of 372 amino acids. Lineage: Eukaryota; Metazoa; Chordata; Actinopteri; Salmoniformes; Salmonidae. Gene Ontology annotation, cellular component: nucleus. The transcript has 3 exons.
AGGGGUGUGAGGAGGGUCUGGGGAACCCUGAGGGGACCAUGGUCAUGGAGGACAACCAGACUACACCUCCUCCUGAACCCACAGUUGAACCAGCUGAGCAGGACAGGACCACACACAGUCUCACUGAGUCAGUAGACAUGGAGGAUGGGAACCCUGAUCUGCUGCUAGUCAAAGAGGAGACAAUAGAAGACGGACCAGAGAGCAUUGAUCUGCUGGGUGGACUAAAGAUGGGGGAGCAAGGUGGUUGGCUGGAGGCUAAUAGAGGAGACUGGGUGGCCAUCUUGGAUUCCCAGACCCAGACCGGUGCAGCCAAUGUCCCAGGUGACGACAUCACUGAGCAGGCCAGGACCAGAGGUGACAUAGUGGAGGUCAGUGGAUGGGACGGUGUCCUCAACUCUGGGGUAGGGAACAACACCGUUAACCACAACCAGAAACGGACAGUCGAACACAAAACAACAUCCAAUCUUAGUCUCCAUGACAACAGACUGGAUGAGACCAGGCCGAGGCGUAGAUUUGGUCUGCAGGAACGGGGAGGUGUCCAUAUGCGGCGGGAGAGAACAGAUACAGACUCUGCUAGCGAUGCUCUGUCUUGCUCCUAUAGUUGUGAUUCAGAGAGACUGAUGGCGCCUCAGGUUAACCCCCUAACAGGUUCUGCCUUCACCCUGCCUUCUAUGGGAUCUAUCAACUGGAACAUGGACCCACAGACACUCCCUGACAUUCGUCCUCCUCACACUCUCCUAAUAAACCAGAUCUCAGACAAUGCCAGUGCCUCAACACUAAAUAGCUACACAAGCCCAUCGACAAAUGACAGUAGUGGAGACAGAAUCAGUAAAGGUGGCGGCAACAAAGAGAAGCGCUUCCCGUGUUCGUUCUGUGGGAAAGCCUUCAGUUUCCCCCAACAGGUGGCAAUCCACCAGAGGUUGCACAUGGGAGAGAAACCGUUCAGCUGCAACCUGUGCCGGGCUAGUUUCUCCCACUCGUCCAACUUGAAGAGACACCAGAGGGUCCACACAGGGGAGAAACCAUUCGGCUGCCACUUGUGCCGGGCCAGUUUUUCACACUCGUCCAACCUGAAGAGGCACCAGAGGGUCCACACAGGGGAGAAACCCUACAGCUGCCCCAGUGUGAGAAUAAGUUCUCCCACCAGCAUCAGCUGAAGAUGCACCUGAAGGUCCACACGGGAGAAAGUUGUUUGCCUGUACACACUGCGGAGAACGCGGGAAGAGGUUCUCAGAGAGGAGCUACCUCAGGAUACACCAACAGAAAAUGCACUCAGCCCAUGUAUAGUGUCAUAUAAUGUAAUAGGAGUUAGUUUGUUUGUAGUUAAUUCUGUUGAUUUUGGAUGUAGUAGGGAACUGGAUGAGGUGAACUGAGGAAAGAAUGUGUAUGAUGAGGCAGAGUAAAUGAUAUGGCGAUGGUUGGUGUGAUGGUGUCUGUAAAAUUGCUUCACUGAUGAAGGGUGACAAACUUUGUCUCUUUAGGUUGAUACUGGUGUUUUAUAGUGAGAUAAUGAUAGUGCCUUAGUUCAUGACAUGAAGUAGUGAAGAUCUAUGUGGUGUGCAUUUCCACAGUAACAGUGACGCUGAGACUUACAUUUUCACUUUAAAUUGUAUGCCAGGCAAAAACCAUUGAUUGCAAAGUUUAACAAACCAUACACCUAUAUGCAGAAGUCUACUUUUAACAAUUGCCACUGAAUAUUUUACUAAAACACAUUUACUUGAGGAACAGCGCAGAUGCAAAGUUUGGUAAAAGAAUAACAGUUUUUUGUUUUCCAAAAUCUUUGUUAAAUAUCUACUCAGAAUUAAGAUUCAAAUAUGUCUGCAGAAAGAAUGGGGUCUCAGCGAUGAUAUGACACCUUGAGUUUGCAAAAAACUAUUUUGGAAAUUGAACUACAGUAAGUGAAAUGGAUCAACACCCAGUAACAGAAUGAUGGUAACAUAA